This is a messenger RNA of Conger conger (European conger), 6157 nucleotides long. It is a transcript of the gene tsc2, whose product is annotated as TSC complex subunit 2. Gene Ontology annotation, biological process: negative regulation of TOR signaling; regulation of cell cycle; negative regulation of Wnt signaling pathway. The record is from RefSeq and is a predicted model, not a curated record. Gene Ontology annotation, molecular function: GTPase activator activity. Lineage: Eukaryota; Metazoa; Chordata; Actinopteri; Anguilliformes; Congridae. Gene Ontology annotation, cellular component: nucleus; TSC1-TSC2 complex; cytoplasm.
UUGUCAAGUAUGAUUUCCUGUUGGAUAGUGGGAGGCCGAGUUGUUUGGCAGGGGAAAACAUUAAAAAAAUAAAUGCAUGAACCUAGAUCGCAAAGUCCUUCAUCCAGAGGCGCUGAUCGCAUGGCAUUUAUUUGCGUCUUAAUGACUCUGUCAACAGACUUCCAGUGAAAAGCUCGCCCUCCCGUCUGCAUGAGCCUCCAGCAAGCCUCCACCAUGAACAAGCAGCAGAGCAAAGAGUCCCUGAAGGACAAGGUGAAGGGGAUGUUCGGCCUGGGGCCCUCCCGGCCGCCCAGCAAGCAGGCCGAGAGCAAGCCCUCCGAGCUGAUCAUCACCAACGAGAUCCUGAAGGAGCUGGGGCCCGACUGCGCGCUGCCCAACAGGAUCCGCAUCAUCGGCCACGUCUGCGAGCUCGCCAGGGCCAAGAAGCUGGAGGAGAACGCGGUGGAGGCGCUGUGGACCGCGGUGGAGGACAUGCUGCAGCCAGAGCAGCCGGCCGAGGCUCGACACGCCGUGCUGCAGCUGCUGCGGGCCAUCAUCCAGGGACAGGGCGAUAGACUGGGGCCGCUGCGGGCCUACUUCUUCAAGGUCGUUAGGGACUACCACCCCUGCAACGAGUACCUGCCGGACAGGCUGGAGGUGUUCAAGGCCCUGACGGAGAACGGGAAGGACAUCACCUACUUGGAGGAGGACAUCGCCUGUUUCGUGGUCCUCUGGAUGGACGUGGGCCUGACUGCAGACUUCCUCCACGUCCUGGUCAACCUGGUCAAGUUCAACAGCUGCUACCUGGACCAGAACGUCUCGCACAUGGUCCAGAAAAUAUGUCUGCUGUGCAACCGGACCACAUCUUCCACAGACAUCGAGGUGGCGCUGCAGGUGCUGGACGCAGUGGUGUGCUACAACUGCCUGCCCUCGGACUCGCUGUCCGUGUUCAUCAGCACGCUCUGCCGCACCGUCAACGUCAAGGAGUUCUGCGAGUCCUGCUGGAAGCUGAUGAGGAAGGUUCUGGGGACUCACCUGGGACACAGCGCCAUCUACACCAUGUGCCGCAUCAUGGAGGACAGGGCCUACACGGAGGACGCCGCCCUGCUACGUGGUGCCGUGUUCUUCGUGGGGAUGGCCCUAUGGGGGGCACACCGGCUCUCCGCCCUAAAAAACACCCCCACCCUGGUACUGCCCUCCUUCUACAAGGCGAUGACCUGUCCCAACGAGGUGGUGUCCUACGAGAUCGUGCUCUCCAUCACCCGGCUCAUCAAGAAGUACGGCAAGGAGCUGCAGGUGGUCACCUGGGACAUCCUGCUCAAGAUCAUCGAGAGGCUCCUCCAGCAGAUACAGACGAUCGGGAGUCAGGAGCUGAAGAUGAUCGUGCACGAGCUGCUGACCACGGUGGAGGAGCUGUACGAACAGAACGGUUACCACGGGUCCUCCGACCACUUCUUCAGCCUCAUAGAGAAGUGCUCUGACAAGAGACCAGAGUCCUCUGUGCUGACGCUGAUCUCGUACCGGGCUCAGUCCAUCCAACCCGCCAAAGACGGCUGGAUCCAGAACCUUCACAAGCUCAUGGAGAAGUUCUUCAGGAACGAGAGCCGCAGUGCCAUCCGGGUGAAGGUGCUGGACGUGCUGUCCUUCGUCCUCAGCACCAACCGCCAGCUCUACGAGGAGGAGCUGAUCGAGGUGGUGGUGAUCCCUCAGCUCAGUCAGAUAGCGGAGGACCGGGACCUCCCGGUGCGUAGGCUGGCCACCCAGCUGCUGGUGGACCUGGCAGAGGGCUGCUCCACGCACCACUUCAACAGCCUGCUGGACAUCAUCGAGAGGGUGGCCAGCCGUUCCCUGGCCUGCUCCGGGUCGUUUGAGGGGGAGAGGGAGCUGUCGACUGAGUCCCCUAUGGAGGACGUGAAGACGGCCGUCCUGGGCCUUCUGGAGAUCCUGCAGAGUAAGCUGUACAGCGUGCCGGUGGGUCAUGUGACCCGUGUGUAUGAGCUGCUGGUGGGGCACCUGCAGCUGCACUACAAGAACAAGUACUGCUCCGGCGUGGCCAGCAGCGUGCGCCUGCAGGUCUUUGACUUCCUGCUGCAGAUGCGUGCCGACUCGCUCCACCGGCUGGGGGUCCCCAACAAGGACGGGGGUCUGCGCUUCAGCCCCUACUGCCUGUGUGACCUGGGGGAGACGGAGAAGAGGGCGAGCGAGAAGAAGCCGGCCGGCACGGUGUCCCCCCGCGGCAGCCCGGCCCCCCCCACCCCGGCCCCCUCCAUCCGCACGGCCCACCUGCCCUACUCUCUCAGCUUCACCGUGCUGCUGCAGUGCCUCAAGCUGGAGACGGACUGGAAGGUUCUGAAGCUGGUUCUGGAUAAGAUGCCGGCGAUGCUGCGGUACAAAGUGCUGGUUCUCACCUCCCCCUGCAGCACCGACCAGCUGUGCUCCACCCUCUGCACCAUGGUGACAGACAGGCAGAUCUCGUUUAACCAGUAUGUGUCCCUGGCUCAUCUGAUUGCCAUGUGGUUCAUCCGCUGCCGUCUGACCUUCCGGAAGGAUUUUGUGCAGUACAUCACCAAGGGUCUGCGGUCCAACGCUCUGCUGCCGUUUGACGACUCUCACGAGCAGAGCAGCUUCCGCGCUCGCAGUACCAGCCUGAACGAGAGGCCCAAGAGCCUCCGAACGGCCAAAGUUGCGAAGCAGGCCCCGAGUAGCAGCUCCCCCGUUAAAGAGCUGAAAGAUCUCUCGGCCAUGGACGCCUUCCGCUCCCGGAGCAUCAGCGUCUCUGAGCACGCGGCGCGCAGGAUGCACACCUCCAUCACCACCAGCAGCCUGGGCUCUGCGGACGAGAACGCGGUGGCGCAGGCGGACGACGGGCUGAAGACCGUCCACCUGGAGCUGACCGAGACCUGCCUGGACAUGAUGGCCCGCUACGUCUUCUCCAACUUCUCCGCCCUGCCCAAGAGGUCUCCCAUCGCAGAGUUCCUAUUGGCCGGGGGGCGGAGCAUGACCUGGCUGGUGGGCAACAAGCUGGUUACCAUAACGACGAGCGCCGGGGCGCGCACGCAGGCCCUGCUGGGACUGGACAUGGUGGAGCGACACGGCGCUGGGGAGAUGACCAGGUCCGACCCCUCCCUCCACACCAGGCAGACCAAAGAGGCCCCCGCCAAGCUGGAGUCACAGAGUGGCCAGAGCAAGGCUACACGCACCCGGGUGCGCUCCAUAUCAGGUGGGCACGCCCUCUCCGCAGGCCCCGCCCACAGCCUGAGCCCGUUGGUGUCGCCCUCGGAGAGCGAGUUCUGCGGGCCCCUGGCGUCCCCCGGGGCCCCCCUGGACGGGCUGGGGUCCCUGCGGGGGGAGGACCCGGCCCUCACGUCCCCCCCGCAGAAGGACAGGUCCAGCCUGGCGGAGUUUGUGCCCAUGCUCACACAGGGCUGGGCUGAGAUCUUCAUCCGCCGGCCCUCCGGUAACACCAGCUGGCUCAUGUGCCUGGAGAACCCGCCCAGCCCCUUCUCCUCCGAGCUGGACAGCCUGCCCCUGCAGGAGCUCUCCAGCGUCCUGAUGGCCAUGGAGCGGGCCAAGGAGCCACGCUCCCCCCUGGCCCCGGCCGGGCCCCGGGGCCACAAGCCCUCCCUCAUCCAGCGCUCCAACACAGUGGGGUCUCUCUCCUCUCUCGCCCUGUGCGAGCCUCCUGGCAGGUUGUACAGGAGUAUUUCCUGGGCAGACUCAGUGGUGGUGUUGGAGGAGGGCGCGCGCGGCAGGGGGGCGGAGUCUCCCUCUGAGUCGCCCGAGACGGAGGAGUUUGAAGCCAUGCCCUCCGAGCCCAUCUUCAUCAGCUCCGACUCCGCCAGCAAGACCCCGCUCACCCCCUACACCCCCCACACCCCCUACAGCCGCUGCUCCUCCAGCUCCAGUCAGGAGGAGGAGAGGUCCACCCUGGAGGAGGUGAGCGAGGGGGCCAUCCCCAUCGACCCGGCCCCGCCCGCCCUCCCCACGCCGGGCUCCCAGGACGCCGAGCUGUCCUUCCAGCCCAGCCCCACGCUCAACAAGUCCAGCUCGUCCCCGGAGCUCCAGACCCUGCAGGAGGGCUUCGCCGAGGCCCCGGGGCCCGCUCAGGGGCCGGGGGCCGGCGACGGCAAGCCGCACGCGGAGGAGCGCGAGGAGCGCGAGGAGCGCGAGGGAGCGGCGCUGAACGGGCAGGUGGAGGGUGGAGUGGGAGGAGGACCAGGGGGACUGAGAGCCACGGCGGUGGCGGCCGCGGCCGCCUCGGCCUCCAGGAUGAAGCUGGAGUUCCCCGCCCCGCAGCCCGGGCCCCUCUCGCCCAGCGGGCACCGCCCGCGCGGACACACCAUCUCCGUCUCCGCCCCCUCCCGCCGCGAGCGGAAGAUGGAGCGCGACCCCUACCAGGGCCGCAGCGUCACCUCCAACUCGGAGAAGGCCUCCGGCCUCAGCCCCAGCUUCGUCUUCCUCCAGCUGUACCACUCUCCGUUCUUCGGCAACGAGGCCAACAAACCACUGCUGCUGCCCAAGUCCCAGUUGAUUGACAGGGCCGUGAAGGUCCUGGAUCAGAUGCCUCCUUACGACACUCACAAGAUAGGCGUGGUGUUCGUGGGCGCGGGACAGGUGAACAAUGAAGUGUCGAUCCUGUCCAACGAGUACGGCUCGAACCGCUACGCCCAGUUCCUGACGGGCCUGGGGAAGCUGAUCCACCUGAAGGACUGCGACCCCGACCAGAUCUUCCUGGGGGGGCUGGACCAGUACGGGGACGACGGAGAGUUCACCUACUGCUGGCACGAUGACAUCAUGCAGGCCAUUUUCCACAUCGCCACGCUCAUGCCCAACCGCGAGUCGGACAAGGGCUGCUGCAACAAGAAGAGGCACAUCGGCAACGACUUUGUCAUCGUGGUCUACAACGACUCCGGGGAGGACUACAAACUGGGCACCAUCAAGGGUCAGUUUAAUUUUGUGGAGGUGGUGAUCAAACCUCUGGAUUACCAGAGCAACCUGGUCACUCUGCAGUGUCGCAAAGAUCUGGAGGGGCUCGUGGACACCAGCGUGGACAAGAUCGUUUCAGACCGGAACCUUCCGUUGCUGGUGCGCCAAAUGGCGCUGCACGCCAACAUGGCGUCUCUCGUGCAUCAGAGCAGGUCCAAUCCCUCCGACGCCUACGCCUCCAAAUGGCUGGCAAGGCUGCGGCACAUCAAGAGAAUCAGAACCCGGGCUCAGGAGGAGGUGCAGUCGCGCCCCACCCCGGGGAUCUCCCUGACCCAGUCGCACGGGCCGCUGCAGAGUAAGUCCUCCUACCAGCAGGGCGGCGCCAGCUCCAACCCGGACUCCGGCCAGAGGAAGAGGCUCGUCUCCACUGUGGACGACUUUACUGACUUUGUCUGACCGCCUCCCUCCCCAUUCGCCGAGGGGGCCUUCUGUCAGUGACCUGCUCGGCCUAUCACGGGGGCCGGGGCCAAGGGGGUGGGGGGGUGGGAGUUAUCAAACGUCUUUCUUCUUUUUUUUUUUUGCCUUUUUUAAAUGCUCACUUUUAUCACCCUUUUCUUGACAGUGUUCCACAUUGGCAAAUUUUCUCUCCGCUCUCUGCUCGCGUUUCUCAUCCGCACACGCACACGCACAAACACACACACACACACACACCCGUCACUGGUGUGUCCCCCUCGCCCGUGCUGCAUGUCAGUGCUGCUCUCACUGUGAUGCAGUGUGUGCUACACUGCUACUUCAAGCACUUAACUCCGGGCUAUUCUCUGUGGCCCCCAUUUCUCCCAGCUGGUUGGCCCCCGCUCGUUAGCGUGAAGAGCGCAGUUCUGUACUGUGCGCGGUGGAAGAGGGCCGGGCUGUACCCGCCCCUCCCUCUUCUGAGCGAACUCCGGCGUCGCAUGCAAGUUUUUAAUCGAUUCCCCGAACUAGCGCCAGCGACAGAGAUGAACAUCAUCUGUCAUUUCACAAGGAAUCACACACACACACACACACGCAUAACAUUGCCACGGCAUUGCGGCUACAUUGUGAGAAUGUUUCGUAUUGGCUGGGUUCUUAAGAUAGUCUCCCGGCUGAGAAUGACUGAAAUGAAAUGAACUGUAAGACCAGGCAGGGAGGGGUGAAAAUAAACACUAAACGAGAGACACGCGUGUCUGCGUGUGUGCAGGCCUGUGUAUGAAAUAAAACAUCCGAAUGAAUAAAA